AUGACAAAUAAUAUUUAUACUGAAAUUGUAUUGUCUAUCGCCUUGGUUGUGCGAGAGCAAAAUUUGAAGUCUUCGGAAGCAAAACCAAAUACAACAGGUUCCACAAAAACUCCAUCCACAGUCGCUGUAUUUGAGCAAACUUCUUUAGAGAACCUGUUUUACACGCAUGAUGACAAAAGAAGAUAUAACCAUCUUGAUGUUGGCACUGUUGAAUUUGCAUCAUCAUCUACAUUUGGUAUUGGAAUGAUAACAACGCUUUGUGUAUCCGUGCUGGUGAUUGCUAAUUUUGUCUUCACAUUGUUCUUCUACCGCGCUUGGAAGAAAAAACAAAAAAUACGUCGCAGACAAAGUGGCAUUGAAAGAAAACGUACAUACAAUGUGUUGGAGCAGUCUAGAAAGUCGAAUCAACACCUGUACAACAACAACAUGCCAGAAAAUAUAUCUAGAAGAUCAACAGACGACAUCUACUCUAACGUCACAGAAUCUAUGUCGCUGUCCUCCUCCUGCCGAUCUGAUACUUACAUGACAAUUGAAUCCAAAGACAGGAAUACGUACACGGACAUCAAUUUCUCUGACAGCUUUGUACCACCACUCAGAAAGGAGAAGAGGGACAAUCUCAAAACUCUGACGACGUUAUUUGAAACACAUACCCCUGAAGUUCUACGCACCAUUUCAAAAUUAAAAACUGUAAAAGUUGUUAGUGAGCCAUGA
Messenger RNA from Saccostrea cuccullata (small rock oyster), 711 nucleotides. RefSeq lists its product as uncharacterized. The record is from RefSeq and is a predicted model, not a curated record. The coding region runs from base 1 to 711 and encodes 236 amino acids. Lineage: Eukaryota; Metazoa; Mollusca; Bivalvia; Ostreida; Ostreidae. The transcript is spliced from 5 exons.